Molecule: messenger RNA, 942 nt
Organism: Colletotrichum lupini
Lineage: Eukaryota; Fungi; Ascomycota; Sordariomycetes; Glomerellales; Glomerellaceae
Exons: 3
Coding region: 1-942 (313 amino acids)
Molecular function (GO): hydrolase activity
Source: RefSeq, a predicted model, not a curated record
AUGGAGUCUUCCAAGUUCACUACUGCUCGGUCGAACCUCUCGCCGGAUAGUUGGGAUACUCACGUCCAUGUGUUCGACGCAUCAAUAGGGCCCUUUGCGCCCGGCAGAUCGUACACGCCCGCUCGGGCGACGGCACAACAGCUCUUGGAUUUCAGUUCCAGUCUAACCCGGGCAACACCUCUCAACAUCGUACUUGUUCAACCAUCGCCGUACGGAAGCGAUAAUACAGUGCUUUUGCGUUCGCUGAAAAGCUUGCGCGAAGGUGGCAGUCGCAUCGUCCGGGGUAUCGCCGUGGUGGACAUUGAGAAGAUUUCUGACGCAAAUCUCAUGGAACUGCAUGAUGCGGGCGUUCGCGGGUUGAGAAUCAACAAGCAAGCAGAUGGCAAGUCGACAGAUCUCAACGCACUUAAAGACACUAUUUUGCAGACCGCUUCGAGGAUUCAAUACCUCCCAGGCUGGAAGAUUCAGCUAUUUUGCGCUCCUGCUAUGUGGGAAGUCGCCCUUCCAGUUCAAGUUAUUGCAGACCACGUCGGCGGGAUGCGGGCUCUAUCCAAAUUGCAGCUCAACGCGGCAACAAGCAGCCUAGACGAUCCCACGAAGCAGCCCGGCUUCGAAGCUCUUGUUAAACUCGCAAGAGCCUCAAAGGUCAUUGUCAAGCUUUCGGGAUUCUAUCGACUAUCUGAUAGGACGGAAUCCGGUUGCGAUGAUAUGGAGCCAAUUGUCAAGGCCUUGGUUGAGGCGGUUCCGCAUCGCUUGGUUUGGGGCAGCGACUGGCCUCAUACUGGGGAGGGUAAAGAUCGUGUGAAUCGAGGCUUGGAGGCGGUGGAAGAGUUUAGAGAGAUUGACGACGCCCGGAUCAUCCAAAACUUGAGAAGCUGGGUUGAGGACGAGAAGGCGUGGAUGGGUUUAAUGGUUCGGAACCCCGCGGGAUUCUACGCUUGA